Messenger RNA from Hordeum vulgare subsp. vulgare (domesticated barley), 2089 nucleotides. RefSeq names its product pre-mRNA-splicing factor SLU7. NCBI's taxonomy places the organism in Eukaryota, Viridiplantae, Streptophyta, Magnoliopsida, Poales, Poaceae. The record is from RefSeq and is a predicted model, not a curated record. Gene Ontology annotation, cellular component: spliceosomal complex. Gene Ontology annotation, molecular function: pre-mRNA 3'-splice site binding. Gene Ontology annotation, biological process: mRNA splicing, via spliceosome. Bases 170 to 1777 code for a protein of 535 amino acids. The transcript is spliced from 9 exons.
UUGUGGGUUAGCCGCCACGCAUAAUAAACUGGCACCGGGAAGAAAAGGGAAAAAAAAAAUCCUCCAAAUUCGUUUGUGUGCGUUCCCCUCUCUCCUCGUCUCUCGUUAUCUCGCCGCCGUUCGUCCCCGCCGCCGCGUAGCGCCGGCGAGACUAGGAGAGGCAGGCGCCAUGGCCACCGCUUCAGUAUCGUUCAAGUCUCGUGAGGACCACCGGAAGCAGCUCGAGCUUGAGGAGGCGCGUAAGGCGGGGCUCGCCCCUGCCGAAGUCGACGAGGAUGGAAAUGAGAUUAACCCUCACAUCCCGCAGUAUAUGUCCUCGGCCCCAUGGUAUCUCAACGCCGAGAAGCCGAGUUUGAAGCAUCAGCGGAAAUGGAAAUCGGAUCCGAAUUACACAAAAGCGUGGUACGAUAGGGGUGCCAGGCUUUUCCAGGCCAACAAAUACAGAAAAGGCGCUUGCGAAAACUGUGGAGCCAUGACUCACACUAAGAAGGCAUGCAUGGAUCGACCUCGGAAUGUUGGAGCUAAAUAUACUAAUAUGAAUAUAGCACCGGAUGAGAAAGUUGAGUCGUUUGAGCUUGACUAUGAUGGAAAGCGUGACCGUUGGAAUGGUUAUGACACAUCGACCUACACUCGUGUUAUCCAAGAUUAUGAAGCUAGAGAAGAGGCCAGGAAAAAGUUCCUCAAAGAACAACAGCUCAAGAAGCUCGAGGAGAAGGAUGGUGAGCAGGAUGGUGAGAAUGUGGCCAGUGAAGAGGAUGAAGAAGAUGGCCUGAAGAUAGAUGAGGCUAAAGUUGAUGAGAGCGCUCAAAUGGAUUUCGCUAAGGUAGAGAAACGUGUGCGCACGACAGGUGGUGGAAGCACUGGAACUGUGAGGAAUUUGCGUAUAAGAGAAGACACUGCAAAGUAUCUUCUGAAUCUUGAUGUGAACUCUGCGUAUUAUGAUCCGAAAACCCGCUCCAUGCGUGAGGAUCCUUUGCCAGAUGCAGACCCCAAUGAUAAAUUCUAUGUGGGUGAUAACCAAAAUAGACUUAGUGGACAAGCUCUGGAGUUCAAGCAACUCAAUGUCCAUGCAUGGGAGGCUUUUGACAAGGGGCAGGAUUUCCAUAUGCAAGCAGCCCCAUCUCAAGCUGAACUACUGUACAAGAGUUUCAAGAUCAAGAAGGAGAAGUUGAAAUCUGAAAGCAAGGACAAAAUUAUGGAGAAGUAUGGGAAUGCUGCAUCUGACGAACCAAUCCCUCGUGAGCUUCUUCUUGGGCAAAGUGAGAAAGAGAUUGAGUAUGACCGGACUGGUCGCAUAAUCAAAGGACAGGAUGUAGCUCUUCCUAAGAGCAAAUAUGAAGAGGAUGUCCUAAUUAAUAACCACACAACAGUGUGGGGUUCUUGGUGGAAAGAUCAUCAAUGGGGCUAUAAGUGCUGCAAGCAGACUAUUAAAAAUAGUUACUGCACGGGCCUUGCUGGAAUCGAGGCUGCUGAAGCAUCAGCUGAUUUGAUGAGGGAAAAUAUGGCCCGCAAGGAGGCUGCUGAAGAGGAACCUGUACGACAAGAAGAGAAGAAACUAGCCACUUGGGGAACAGAUAUUCCUCAGGAUCUUGUUCUGGACCAGAAGUUGCUUGAGGAAUCCUUAAAGAAGGAGGCAAAGAGGAAGAAGGAAGAGAUGGAUGAAAGAAAGAGGAAGUACAAUGUGAAGUGGAACGACGAGGUCACUGCGGAAGACAUGGAGGCCUACCGUAUGACGAGAGUCCGUCAUGACGAUCCUAUGAAAGAUUUUCUCAAUUAGGCGUUCAUGUCCCUGGUUGCGUGGCAGCUGUUGUGUGAUGCAAGUGUAAGCUGGCUACACCUGAACCCCUGUCUGUCCAUCCUUUGGCGGAUUGUCAGUGUUUGUAUUCUCGGCCAUCUCUAGGAAGACAGGAUGGGAUGGCAUGCUAGUUUGUGAGUUACUGAUGUUGUGAAGUACAGAUAUGAUCGCGUGAUGUCCAAAAGCAGAACGAAGUUUGUUCUCAUAUAUGUUCUUUGUAACCUCCUGGUAACCAUGGCAUACGCCCACUUAUAUGGAUAUUUGUACUGGUCAUGAGUAAUAAGUUUUUGUUUA